AUGAGCAGUGCUAGUCAACCGGGGUCGAGCCACUUGUCGGCGCAUAAUGAACCCAACUAUCCGCAGAGCCCGUUGUCUUGGGAAGGUGACCGAAUGUUUAAUAUUUACAUCUACGAUUACUGCUUCAAACGGGGAUUUCGGAAAACAGCCCGCGAACUACUUCUAGAGGCUGACUUACCACCAGAAUCCCAGCCGCCGAUAAACGCUAGGCAAGGCCUCUUAUUCGAGUGCGUCCUUCGCCUUUGA
Molecule: messenger RNA, 246 nt
Organism: Lentinula edodes (shiitake mushroom)
Lineage: Eukaryota; Fungi; Basidiomycota; Agaricomycetes; Agaricales; Omphalotaceae
Exons: 2
Coding region: 1-246 (81 amino acids)
Molecular function (GO): protein binding
Source: RefSeq, a predicted model, not a curated record